Messenger RNA from Cryptomeria japonica (Japanese cedar), 1292 nucleotides. Its product is annotated as polygalacturonase-like. NCBI's taxonomy places the organism in Eukaryota, Viridiplantae, Streptophyta, Pinopsida, Cupressales, Cupressaceae. The record is from RefSeq and is a predicted model, not a curated record. Gene Ontology annotation, biological process: carbohydrate metabolic process. Bases 192 to 1157 code for a protein of 321 amino acids. Gene Ontology annotation, molecular function: polygalacturonase activity. The transcript is spliced from 6 exons.
GGUAUCCUUCCAUUGGGUUUACAUUUUAGAUUUUCUGUGCUAGUCCGGUAUUUGAUUCGUGGUUUGCGUUUGGAGAAUCUGAGACGAACAAUAUACAAACAUUAAAAAAAAACCAUUCAAAGCCUCAAAUAGUGGUAGACCGCAGAAAGAGAAAUGACUUGUGAAGCAGAUUAAAUUAUGCUGCAAUUCUAAUGAGAUCAAUGGCUCGACUAGGUCAAAAUCUUCAUUUGAAGAAUUUGGUAUUUUUGGCCUUACAUUUGAUCAUCAUGGCAGUUGAAGCCCAACUACUCACAGCAAGCAACAGAUAUCUUAGCGGUUCUACAAGAUCUCAGGGUGCUACACUGGCUAGUAAUGGAGGAAGCUUUAGCGUAGAAAAUUAUGGUGCAGUGGGUGAUGGAGAACACGACGAUACUGAGGCGUUUACUGGUGCUUGGAAUGAGGCUUGUAAAGAAUCCCCUGCAACUUUGGUUGUGCCAAGUGGCAAGACUUUUCUGGUUAACAAUCUAGAUUUCCAGGGACCAUGUCAGCCUGGCUUUACUUUUCAGGUCGAUGGAACGAUUGCUGCACCCGAAGAUCCCAGUAGCUGGAAAAGAAAUUAUGUGUGGUUAUUGUACGAGCAUCUUCAACAAUUUACUCUCACAGGGGAGGGCACUAUUGACGGAAAAGGAAAUAAUUGGUGGGGAAAACAGAAAAGUAGACCAGCGGCCAUACAAUUCAAUGAUGUGAAAGGAAGUACACUCAGUGGACUGAAGGUGACAGACAGUCCUCAAUUUCAUGUCACAUUGACAGAUUGUGACAGUGUCCAGAUCGUGGGCAUUACAAUUCAGGCACCAGAAAGCAGCCCAAACACUGAUGGAAUUGAUACAUUCGUAUCCACAAACAUAGUCAUAAAAGAUUCCACUAUUGGAACAGGAGAUGACUGCGUGGGGAUAGGUGAUGGGUCUUCAAAUAUAGAGAUCAGUGAUAUCACAUGCGGUCCAGGCCAUGGAAUAAGUAUUGGAAGUCUCGGAAGAGGAAACGCGAAAGAAGAUGUCCAUUCGAUUCAUGUGGUCGGCGCCAAAUUGACAUCAACAACGAAUGGAUUGAGAAUCGAGACAUGGCCGGUAUUAUGUGUUAGAGUGCACUUUCAUUCUGUUCUCAUUCUGUUGUUUCCGUGAUUUACGGACAAAAACAGUGCAUGCAUUUUGACAGACGGUGCAUGCUUUUUGGCAUAAGUUAACUGAGCAAACAGCCAGUUAACCUUUCUUUCUCCGCCCCCACCGCUUUUCCAAUGUCGUAAUUUCAGUUGUUAC